CAACGGCUGAGGACACAUUGCCUCAGAGCUCCCCUGGCACGCUAUCUGUUCAUUUGACCCACUUUGUGCUUAAGUUACAACUUAAGUAUUUCAUCGAGACCAAAUUUCCAUUUACUUCAACAAUCAGUUCGAGUAAUUGUCAAGGGAUUACUGUGAACAACGAAAUUUUCCCAUCAUGAGAGGUUUCCGUAACGCUGCUCUUGGCCUGCUAGGAGCGGCUGCUCUCGCCGUCGCCUCCGACGUCCAUGACUUGACCAAGGACACUUUCCCCAGCUUCAUCAAGGAGCACAAUCUCGUUCUUGCUGAAUGUGGACACUGCAAGGCACUUGCCCCCGAGUACGAGGAAGCCGCGACCCAGCUCAAGGAGAAGGACAUCCCCUUGGCCAAGGUUGACUGCACCAAGGAGACGGAGCUAUGCCAGGAAUAUGGCAUCGAGGGUUUCCCCACCGUCAAGGUCUUCCGCGGUCCGGAUAACAUUUCGCCUUACAGCGGACAGCGGAAAGCUCAGGCGAUCGUCUCUUACAUGAUCAAGCAGUCCCUCCCAACCGUAACGACUGUCACCAAGGAGAAUAUCGAGGAGUUCAAGGUUGCGGAUAAGGUCGUGCUGGUCGCGUACUUUGAUGCCGAGGACAAGGCCGCUAACGAGUCUUUCUCUGCGGUCGCCGAGGCUCACCGUGAUGCUUUCCUUUUCGGCGCUACCAACGACGCCAGCUUGGCCAAGGCCGAGGGCGUUAAGCAGCCUGGCAUAGUCCUUUACAAGCAGUUCGAUGAGGGCAAGAGUGUCUUUGACGGCAAAUUCGAAAAGGCCGCCAUUGAGCAAUUUGCCAACACCGCCUCCAUUCCUUUGAUCGGUGAGAUCGGUCCCGAGACCUAUGCCGGCUACAUGACUGCCGGCAUUCCCUUGGCUUACAUCUUCGCUGAGACUCCCGAGGAACGUACUCAGCUCGCUGAGGAGCUGAAGCCUGUUGCUAUCAAGCACAAGGGCGCCGUCAACUUCGCAACCAUUGAUGCCAAGGCCUUUGGUCUCCACGCUGGCAACCUUAACCUGCCCGUUGACAAGUUCCCCUCGUUCGCCAUUCAGGAGACCGUUAAGAACCAAAAAUUCCCCUUCGACCCCUCGGAGAAGCUCAGCCAGAAGGCCAUUGGCAAGUUUGUUCAGGACUUUGUUGACGGCAAGGUCGAGCCAAGCAUCAAGUCGGAGCCUAUUCCGGAGAAGCAGGAGGGACCGGUCGUGACCGUUGUCGCCCACAACUAUGAGGAGAUUGUCUUCGACAAUGACAAGGACGUUUUGCUCGAGUUUUACGCUCCCUGGUGCGGUCACUGCAAGGCUCUCGCCCCUAAGUACGAAGAGCUUGCAGCCCUGUACUUCAACAACGCCGAAUACUCUAAGAAGGUCGUCGUCGCCAAGGUCGACGCUACCAACAACGAUGUGCCCGACGAGAUUGUCGGCUUCCCGACCAUCAAGCUCUUCCCCGCCGGCGCCAAGGACAGCCCCGUUUCAUACAGCGGCUCUCGCACUGUUGAGGACAUGGCGAACUUCAUCAAGGAGAAUGGCAACAACAAGGUCGACGCAUACAGCCCGGCCGCCGAGGAGGACACUGUGAUGCCCGACGCUGAGACCAUGGCUCGCCAGGCGCCUGCGGCUACCGAGGAAUCUUCUGAAUCCGCCACCGAGAAGAAGGAGAAGGCUACUGAGACUGCCUCGGAGGCGUCCGAGGGCGUCAAGGAGUCUGUCAAGAGCAAGGUUAGCGAGGCUACUGAGGCAGUCAAGACUGCGGUCUCGGCUGAUAGCGAGGGCGGUUAUGACCAUGAUGAGUUGUAAAAUAUCUCAUGCAACCUUUUUUUGUUGUUUGCUCUCUUUCGGUUUCUUUGGUUCAAUUUCUCACACAUCUAUACGGUGCUCUCAGCGCUCGAUUGGAUUGAUUGAUUCAUCUGUCUGCCAGAUACGACCUGAAAUACAUGUGUAUAUAUAAAUAUCAACUUUCAACCUACUUUCCCUUCCACA
Molecule: messenger RNA, 2005 nt
Organism: Xylona heveae TC161
Lineage: Eukaryota; Fungi; Ascomycota; Xylonomycetes; Xylonales; Xylonaceae
Product: prolyl 4-hydroxylase, beta polypeptide
Exons: 5
Coding region: 176-1822 (548 amino acids)
Biological process (GO): response to endoplasmic reticulum stress; protein folding
Cellular component (GO): endoplasmic reticulum
Molecular function (GO): protein disulfide isomerase activity
Source: RefSeq, a predicted model, not a curated record